This is a messenger RNA of Salvia hispanica, 1632 nucleotides long. RefSeq names its product protein IQ-DOMAIN 10-like. Lineage: Eukaryota; Viridiplantae; Streptophyta; Magnoliopsida; Lamiales; Lamiaceae. The record is from RefSeq and is a predicted model, not a curated record.
UCAGCAGCCGCUGGGCCAUGGCAAAGCUACCCACUUUAUGUGCUUUCUCUUUCCCUCUCAACCUUCUACUUCAAGUCUGCACUGUGCAUAUAAGCCAGCCUUUGUAUUUCUUCAUUUUCACUCAUACUUGUCUCUCCCACUCCAAUCUCCAUCACUGCUUAGUAUUUUGCUUGGUUAUUUUGUCAGCUCUGAGAGAAACCCUUUUGCCCAAAAGGAGGAGGCCACUUCUUUGGGUAUUGCAGUACUAGUUCGAGGCUUUGAGCAUUGAGCAUGGGUUCAGGAGUUUGGUUUAAGAAUAUAAUCAGCAAAAAGAAAGUGAAGGGUGGGAAAUCAGGGAAAGUCAAGAGAUAUUCAUCCCUUGAACACAUAGAUGGCUGCAAAGAGGAUCUUUGCUCUCUAAAAGGGUGUAUAACAGUAGCCAAUGGUGCUUGUCUCGACAAUCAGGGCAGUGUUGGUCUCUCCAGAGAAUAUGUUGCUGCUAGAAUGAUUCAGACUGCAUACCGUGCACAUGCUGCACGGAGAAGUCUUCGUCGAAUGAGAGGAACUGUAAGGUUACAGAAGCUGGUACAGUGUGAUUCCAUUAAGAAUCAAGCCUCGGCUACAUUGAGUCACCUGCACUCAUGGACCAAGACACAGGCCCAGAUUAGAGCACGUCGUGCUAAUAUGGUUAUGGAAGGCCGGCUUAAGCAGAAGAAGCUGGAGAAUCAAUUGAAGCUAGAAGCAAAACUUCAUGACUUUGAGGUGGAGUGGAAUGGUGGUUCUGAAACAGUGAGUGAAGCUCUUGCAAAAAUACAUCAUAGAGAAGAAGCAGCGGUGAGAAGGGAGCGAGCUCUGGCAUAUGCCUUUACUCAUCAGUGGAGGGCCAACACAAUCCCAAGUUUCGGACCAGGCAAUAAAGAACUCAGUAAAGAAAACUGGGGCUGGAGCUGGAUGGAUCGUUGGAUAGCUGCUCGGCCUUGGGAAAGCCGAGUUGAAGUGCUUAACAGCCCCCAAAAAACACAGCUGGCCACCCGACACCCAAAACUGAUCUCUCCUAAUGGAAAGGCAGUUAAAAAGACCAUUUCCCCUACGAGCAAGGCGCCAGGAAAGGCCAAAUUGAUCUCUCCUAAUGGGAAGGCUGCCAGAAAUGCACGCAAACUGUCUUACGACGCAGCUGCUGUUAAAAAAGUGAGCGUGAAGAGUGAAGAGAAGGAAAAGAAGAAUGAAAAGGAAAGCUCUUAACUCCAGUUGCUUCAUUCUGAAGUGUUGCAGGAGAAGUUAGCAAAUGCAUAUGAUAUCAGAUCAACGGGAAAAUCGAGUUGUGUUUACGGUUUGACUUGCUAAGUGUGGGUUGUGCAUUUGCAGAUGAGUUUGUCAAAAGGAAAAAACUGAAGCAGAAAGGGGAUUUGAUCUGAGCUCGGCCUGCAGGAAAUACUCUCUUUUCUCUCUUACAUUACUGUGAUUUUUUUAAGUUAUUGUCAUAUAUAUUAAUAUAUGUAAUUAAUCGUUAAUUCAGUAUUCGUAUUUGGAAGCGUAUAUAUUUAUGUUGGUCUUGUACUUGGAAACCGAUGAAAGGAUUUUGUGGUGAGAUGGUUUCGUUUGUAAAUUGUAUUGUUUUCUUUUUGUUUAUUAUAUGAGCUAUAGCUUUUGGUA